AUGUCACUGUAUUCUGUUGAGUCUGUUGUCUCCUUUCAGGCGCCUGAAAAGCAGGGGGGAAAUACUACCUGGCUGGUGACAAAGUUUGUUCUGGUGGGAUUCUCCAACCUCCCAGACCUGAGGACCAUGCUCUUCACCUUAUUCUUCCUCACAUACCUGGUCACCCUUAGUGGCAACACCACCGUCAUCACCAUUAUCCACAUAGACCGAACCCUUCACAUUCCCAUGUACCGCUUCCUGGCGGUGCUGUCCCUCUCUGAGACCUGCUACGCGCUGGUCACCAUCCCCAAUAUGCUGGCCCAUCUGCUGAUGGAGAGCCAGGCCAUCUCCAUCACUGGCUGUAGGGCUCAGAUGUUCUUCUUCCUCAGCUUGGGGUGCAGUCACUGCUUCCUCCUUACCCUGAUGGGCUAUGACUUGUAUGUGGCCAUUCACCCCCUUUGCUACACAAUGAUCAUGAGACCCACCUUUUGCCUCUGGCUGGGAGCCCUUGUGUUCUGUCCCGGGUUCUCCGUGGCCUUGAUAGAGAUUAGUAUGAUCUUCUCCUUGCCUUUCUGCCGCAGCAACCAUGUGGAGCAUUUCUUCUGUGACACUGCCCCAGUUCUGAAGCUCAGCUGCACCAAAAGUUCCAGCAAAGUGCUUGUCAUCUUCUUCCUGAGUAUCCUGGUCGUGCUGGUCUCCUUUCUCCUCAUCCUUCUCCCCUAUGCCUUCAUUGUGGCCGCCACCAUGAGGAUACCCUCAGCAGCUGGCCGGCACAAGGCCUUCUCCACACGGGCGGCCCAUCUCACUGUGGUCAUUGUGCAUUUUGGCUGCGCUGCCAUCAUCUACCUGCGGCCAGAGUCAAGGGGAAACCAUGACCAGGACCGCCUGGUGGCUGUGUUCUACACAGUGGUGACUCCGUUGAUGAAUCUUGUGGCGUACACACUUCGGAAUAAGGAGGUGAGGGUGGCUCUGAGGUGGAACCUGGCCCAUAGCUAUGGGUCUCAGAGUUUUUAA
This is a messenger RNA of Trichechus manatus latirostris (Florida manatee), 993 nucleotides long. Its product is annotated as olfactory receptor 10T2-like. Gene Ontology annotation, molecular function: G protein-coupled receptor activity; olfactory receptor activity. The record is from RefSeq and is a predicted model, not a curated record. NCBI's taxonomy places the organism in Eukaryota, Metazoa, Chordata, Mammalia, Sirenia, Trichechidae. Gene Ontology annotation, cellular component: plasma membrane. Gene Ontology annotation, biological process: detection of chemical stimulus involved in sensory perception of smell; G protein-coupled receptor signaling pathway.